Messenger RNA from Ceratina calcarata, 3337 nucleotides. It is a transcript of the gene Err, whose product is annotated as estrogen-related receptor. Bases 203 to 1564 code for a protein of 453 amino acids. Lineage: Eukaryota; Metazoa; Arthropoda; Insecta; Hymenoptera; Apidae. Gene Ontology annotation, biological process: regulation of DNA-templated transcription. Gene Ontology annotation, cellular component: nucleus. The transcript is spliced from 9 exons. The record is from RefSeq and is a predicted model, not a curated record. Gene Ontology annotation, molecular function: zinc ion binding; steroid binding; sequence-specific DNA binding.
CUCAAUCUGGCAUCUUUGGUCGUGCACGGCUCGUCGCGCCGUCAACGUCGUGUCGGGGUUUAGUUUGAACGUUCGCACGCGCGUACUCAUGUUCUCUGCGAGUAUUCGAACUCUCAGCAUCGCGGUCGGUCUCGUUUUUCGUUGACGGAUAGCGCAAAACGUGAAAUUACCGGGACGAAUCUCAUGCUAUCCGCGGAUCACCAUGGAUUCCUGGAUGUACGACGUGGUUUAUAUGAUGCCCGGUGGUUGCACCGAAAAUAUGAUCGGGAACAACAGGACCAUGGCGAAUAACAUCAAACAGGAGAUCGAGAAUCCCACGACGCCAACGCAAAACUACCAAGUUUGUUCACCGACCACCACGCUUCAACAUCAAGAGGUGAUAUGUAAUAAAAUUGAGGUACCACCCGAUUACGGCGGAGGCGGUGGCAGUCCUAGUAGUCCAGAGAUGCACCACUGCUCAUCGACUACGCAGCCCUUAGGUACACCCGAGGAGGGUGUCAAAGAAGAGGAUAUGAUUCCGAGAAGGCUAUGUCUGGUUUGCGGGGACGUAGCCAGCGGAUUUCAUUACGGCGUCGCCUCCUGUGAAGCGUGCAAAGCUUUCUUCAAGAGGACCAUACAAGCGAGUAAUUUCACAGGUAACAUUGAGUAUACGUGUCCGGCGAACGGGGAAUGCGAGAUAAACAAACGGAGAAGGAAAGCUUGCCAGGCGUGUAGGUUCCAAAAGUGCCUGAGACAAGGCAUGCUCAAGGAAGGAGUUCGGCUGGAUCGUGUCCGAGGGGGUAGGCAAAAGUACAGGAGAUCCGCCGACCCCUACACCGCUGUCGUGAAGGCAGCUCCGUUGGAAGCAAACGUAGCGACGGGAGCUUCUAACGAAAUAAUGAAUAACAAAAUGCUGGAAGCUUUAGCUGCCUGCGAACCUGACAUGCUCCAAGUCUCCAAUCUCUCGCAUACUCUCGAUACGGACCAGAGAGUUCUCGGCCAAUUAUCCGAUUUGUACGAUCGGGAAUUAGUUGGAAUAAUCGGUUGGGCGAAACAAAUUCCCGGAUUUAGUAGUUUAGCCCUAAACGACCAAAUGCGACUUCUCCAAAGCACAUGGGCCGAGAUACUAACGUUUAGCUUAGCCUGGCGGAGUAUACCAAAUAACGGUAGAUUAAGAUUCGCCCAAGACUUUACUCUGGAUGAAAGAUUGGCACGUGAAUGCCAUUGUACAGAAUUAUAUACACAUUGUAUGCAGAUCGUCGAGAGGCUGCAGAGAUUGGGCUUGACCAGGGAAGAGUAUUUCGUGUUGAAGGCACUGAUAUUGGCGAACAGCGACGCGAGAUCGGACGAGCCGCAAGCGCUGUACUGUUUCCGAGACGUUAUCCUGAACUCGUUGUCGGACUGUGUGGCGACAGUAAGACCGGGACAAACGCUUCGCGCCAUGCAGAAUAUGUUCCUAGUGUUACCCAGCCUUAGACAAGUCGAUGGGAUCGUGCGAAGAUUCUGGUCGAGUGUUUACCGAACGGGGAAAGUACCGAUGAACAAGCUAUUCGUAGAGAUGUUAGAAGCCGCUUACUAUCGAUGAAAUUCCGACUUGAACCCGAUCGAGGACGUUGAGAACUUCGUGAAGAGUCGCUGUUGCUAAAUUAGUACCGGCGCGUUACGUUAACACGCUUUCUGGCGUGGAUCCUUGAAGAAUACGCGCGGGAGCCAGUGAGUGAUAGUGAGAAAGAGUAACUGUGUGCAGUUUUAAAUUCCUAAAGAGGAUGCGAAGAUAGAGGAGAGAAAGGGCUUUAUUUUUCAAAACGCGAAAAGUUUUUGGAGUCGCGCGAAGCGGAGUUUUGGGCCAGCCGAUGAUUUCAACAGUCGUCGGAAGUUCGCGACACACACACACACACACACCGUUUAAGAAUAGCAGCCACGCUCGUUUCGUCGAAGUAACCAAACUUUCCUUUUCGUGUACCCCUUUUACAGGUACAGAGAAAAACGGAUGUUAUUUCAGGAUAGGAUACGUAGUACAAGACGCGAGAUGCUUUUUUUCCAGAGCUCUCAUCCUUAGAGUUAUUUACGACAAACCUGUCCGCGCCGGACAGAUGAACCUACCAAAUAAAUAACAAAUAAAUAAACGGAAAAAGAUUUUCAUUUACGUAACGAUCGGCGUACGAUCGCGAAACACCAAACCGGUGAUAUCGUAGAAAUCAAAUACGAUUGUACUAACUGUGGGUGUUUGACGUCGUAGAGUUAGUCCGUGUUACCAAGUACUACCAGUUUUAAUCAAAAUUACGUGUAGUACAUUACGAUUCGGACAAUUACCUUAGUUAUACCUUUUUCUCCGAAACAAAAAAAGGAAUCCAGUCAAUUUCGAAGCUAGAGCAACGCGGACUCUAUAUUUUUAAUAGCGUCGAUGAAAAAGAGAAGGAUGAAACCGUUUUGUAUAGAGUAACUGCACGUUUUAAUAUUAUUGAGUGUAAAAGAUCAAUGUGAAAUCGAUGUGUGUAUACUGCAUUGAACAUCCAUAGUUGUAUAGUUGAGCGGAAUGAAUUUAGCAUGUGCCGUUGUACAUACAAAUUGAAUCAACGCGAACAGAGCUGUGAACAGUGAAACAAAAAUUGAUAGAAUGGCUGGAUCGUUCUUUAAUUAGCGCCAUGCUGACUUUGUACAAGGUAGAUAUUCGCGAGAAAAGAAAAUAAUGUUUCGAAAGCGGACCUACGGCCAGGUUGCCAGGUUCUUAUGUGGAGCGAAAGGAGAUAUGAAAUUUAAUCGAUUGUUGAAAUGAUUGCGAAAUGUUAUUCGCGCGUGCCACACAGAGAGCGUAGGUGAAUAUAUAUUAUAUUAUUAUAUUAUUAUAUUAUAUGUAUUCAGGGAUCUUUAUUAUCUAGUUAUUAUUGUUAACGAGAUCUGGCGUGCACAGAUCUUGCGCAUAAUGUCGCUUUUUUUUUUAAAGCGAGCGUAUAAUAUACGUGUAGGAGCUACUAUUCACGCGAGAGAAAAAUGUUUACUUUUUUUUUCUAACGAGGAGAAACCGUUUCAGACGAACGAAUUGAAUUUCUUUUUGUUUGACCGAUUGUCCGCGACGAGGCUCGGCUUCCAAUGGAUCAGUCCUCGACGUUUAUUUCAUAUUGUACAAAAGGUGAAAAAGAAAAGUUAAAAAUGAAUUUUUAAGUUUUACAAGAGCUGCUGCGCUCGGAACAAUGUCAUCUCGAGUCGCGACGUGAUUAACGCAAUCAGAGUGCAAUAACGUCGGAACAUCGAUUACUUUUUUAGUUCUCUGUACAUGAAGAUACUUCGUGUUUGUUUUAUUUCUAAACUUUGUUGAAUCCUCCUGCAUUUAAAUACACACACGUUUCAAAAUAGUUAA